Messenger RNA from Rhagoletis zephyria (snowberry fruit fly), 2241 nucleotides. RefSeq names its product aminoacylase-1A-like. Gene Ontology annotation, molecular function: aminoacylase activity. The record is from RefSeq and is a predicted model, not a curated record. Gene Ontology annotation, cellular component: cytoplasm. Gene Ontology annotation, biological process: amino acid metabolic process. NCBI's taxonomy places the organism in Eukaryota, Metazoa, Arthropoda, Insecta, Diptera, Tephritidae.
UAAAUUUAUAUUGAGACCAAAUUCUGAAAUAGGGCCUUCUUGUAAAAUUUUCUGAGAUAGGGCGUUUUCGAAUUGGCUGCCGAGAAAGGUCGAUCUUCCACACCGCCGUCGAAAUAGUAUUCAUCAUGAAUGUGCGAAUGCCUAAGUCUGACCCAGAUAAGAUAUGCGGUUUUGAAAAAUAUGUACAUAAUUAAACGGCUAACGCACUUAGUUAGUGCCUCAAUAAGCGACAUGUAGAAAUUUAUAAGCGGCCCAAAAUGGUUCGGCCAAACUGGACUCGAAUGUUGACAGGUUGUCUAUGGUAAAAUGAAAUAGCAUUGCCUACAAGAAAUUAAACAAAAUGACGCUACCAUGCAUGCUCUGUUGAUACCCGAAUGGCAACACGGAAAGUACUUGCAGUAACCAACCAACUAACUUAGUAUUUUAUCUAUAGCGGUACUUCGUUAUUGAUUAGUUGCACGCUACUGUAUGUACAUAAAUGAUAUGAUAGCAAAAACAAAGACACAAUAAAAUUAAAUAAAUUUAAAUUAUCAUUUUAAUGGUCAAUAAAAUAAAGUAUUGUGUAUUUCUUAUCGUAGCAGAAGUCGCAUGGAGGUAUACGAGUGAUAAAAAAUAAUAAAGCUAAAUUACUGAUAACAUUUAUGCCUUUACUAUAUAAAGUGUGAGCACAAAAAAAAAUCUGCUAUACGAGCCCUAACUUCGCGCGUGCAUCGAAAAGUUGCACAGCUACCACAGAAAAAUAAGUAUAUCUAGUGAUAACUUCUGAAUACAUCAUGAGUGAAUGGGAGAAAAAUAAGGAAAUACAAUUAUUGCAGGAAUACUUGCGUAUUCCCAGUGUCCAUCCGGAUAUUGAUUACACGUCAUGCGUGGAAUUCCUGAAGAAGCAAUCAAAAGACCUAAAUCUACCCUUAAAGGUUUAUCAUCCUGGCGGUCCUACAAAACCGAUUGUGGUCAUAACAUGGUUGGGGCAGCAGCCGCAGCUACCAUCGAUAAUGUUAAAUUCACAUAUGGAUGUAGUGCCGGUUUAUCCAGAAAAAUGGACACAUCCACCUUUUGCUGCUGAGAUCGAUGAGGAAGGUCGCAUAUUUGCACGUGGUUCACAGGAUAUGAAAUCUAUUGGCAUGCAAUAUUUGGCUGCUUUACGCGCGUUAAAAAAGAAGGGCGUGGUGGCGCUGAAACGCACAAUUCAUGUGACUUUCAUGCCAGAUGAGGAAAUUAGCGGCGUGCUUGGAAUGAAAAGUUUCGUAACAACAGAUGAUUUUCGAAAUUUGAAUGUAGGCCUUUGCUUAGAUGAAGGCGUGGCAAAUACAAAUGAUGAAUAUACUGCCUACUAUGCCGAAAAGACUAUUUGGUACGUUCAAUUCAUUAUACAUGGACCUGCUGGACAUGGAUCGCUGCUGCACAAAAACACUGCGGGUGAAAAAUUGGAAUAUAUUCUCAAUAAAAUGAUGGACUUAAGGCGGCAGGCAGAACAUAAAUUAAAAAGUAAUCCCGCUUGCAGUCUCGGUGAUGUGAAUACCUUAAACUUGACUGUAGUAAAGGGUGGCGUUCAGUCGAAUGUGGUGCCACCAGUAAUUGAAGCCACUUUUGACUUACGUUUAGGUAUCAACGCAGAUCUUGAAGGUUUGGAAAAACAGCUUCGCACUUGGUGCGAAGAGGCAGGAGGCGAUAUAGAUAUUAAUUUUAAGACGAAGGACAAGAAGAUUGCGACAACUUUUGACAUAAGCGACACAAAUCCAUUUUGGGUUGGAUUCAAAACAACAAUGGAAAAACUAGGCUUGAAGCUUCGCCACGCAGUGCUACCGGGUGUCACAGACGUUCGCUAUUUGCGUGAAUUGGGCAUUCCCGCUUUGAAUUUCUCACCAAUGGCAAAUACACCAAUUCUACUUCACGAUCAUGACGAGUUCCUGAAGGUAGAAACUUAUUUGAAAGGCAUUGAAAUAUACGAAAAUUUAUUGGCAACCAUUGCAAAUGUUUAAAAAUAGGGCUACAAAUUAUAAUGUAUUCUCCUUACAAACAACUUGGUAUACAUAUUUGUAAAUUACCCAAAAAUUUAAUUUUUUUUAAACAAUUUAACGGGAUCACCUACAAUUUAUUUUAAGACAUUUAUUAAAACUUAUCUAAAUAUGAUGUUAUCUAAUGAAUAUUGGGGGACAUGGUUGUGUGCACAUUAAACACAUCCUUUAGUUAUAACAAACAAAGUCAUUAUAAUUUUAAAAUAAAGUUUACAUACAAAUUUAA